Aspergillus puulaauensis is the source of this 8697-nucleotide messenger RNA. RefSeq names its product type I iterative PKS. Gene Ontology annotation, biological process: secondary metabolite biosynthetic process; fatty acid biosynthetic process. The record is from RefSeq and is a predicted model, not a curated record. Gene Ontology annotation, molecular function: fatty acid synthase activity; phosphopantetheine binding; 3-oxoacyl-[acyl-carrier-protein] synthase activity. The transcript is spliced from 4 exons. Bases 1 to 8697 code for a protein of 2898 amino acids. NCBI's taxonomy places the organism in Eukaryota, Fungi, Ascomycota, Eurotiomycetes, Eurotiales, Aspergillaceae.
AUGGCUAAGAGCACGACGACCAACGAGCCCAUUGCUAUUGUGGGCAGCGCCUGUCGCUUUGCUGGCGGUGCCUCGUCACCGUCAAAGCUGUGGGAGCUGCUCAACAGCCCUCGCGAUGUCCGCAGCGACAUCCCCACGAGCCGGUUUAAUGCUGCCAGCUACUACCACCCAAAUCCUGCAUACCACGGGCACAGCAAUAUUCAACAUUCGUAUUUGCUGGAAGAAGAUGUCGCCGCCUUUGACUCGGAGUUCUUCGGCAUCAAGCCUGUCGAGGCCAAGGCGAUUGACCCCCAACAACGGCUGUUGAUGGAAACUGUCUAUGAAGGUCUCGAGUCCGCUGGGCUCACGAUUGACUCGCUGAGGGGGAGUGAUACUGCUGUCUACGUUGGGCUCAUGUGCGGUGACUACGAGGCAAGCUUAUUACGAGACAUGAAAAGCGCCCCGGUUUACACGGCCACCGGUAUUGGACGGAGUAUCCUGUCCAACCGAGUCUCAUAUUUCUUCAACUGGCAUGGUCCGUCCAUGACCAUCGACACUGCCUGUUCGUCCAGCCUUGUCGCAGUCCACCUAGCAGCGCAGGCCUUGAGAUCUGGCGAAUCUCGCGUGGCCCUUGCUUGCGGAUCAAACCUGCUGCUGGGUCCUGAGAAUUACAUUAUGGAAAGCAAGCUGAAGAUGUUGUCUCCUGACGGCCGUAGUAAGAUGUGGGACAAGGACGCCAAUGGUUACGCGCGCGGUGACGGCGUGGCAGCCUGCAUUCUCAAGACACUAAGCGCCGCCAUCGAGGACGGAGACGACAUCGAGUGCAUCAUCCGUGAGACAGGAGUGAACCAGGACGGAGCCACCACUGGAAUCACGAUGCCGAGCGCGACGGCUCAGCAGGCCCUGAUCCGCAGCACAUACGAGAAGGCGGGCCUGGAUCUGACCAAGGCCAACGACCGACCCCAGUUCUUCGAGGCCCACGGAACAGGUACGCCGGCUGGAGAUCCGAUUGAGGCCGAGGCUAUAUCCAAGGCCUUCUUUGGAAAGGAAUACGCCAGCAGGGUGGCCGAUGAGCCGCUAUACGUCGGGUCUAUCAAGACGAUAUUAGGGCACACCGAAGGGACUGCCGGUGUUGCAGCACUGCUGAAGGCGUCGCUGGCCCUCCAGAACUCGGUGGUGCCUCCUAAUAUGCUGUUAAAUACCUUGAGUGAUCGAGUCGUGCCGUUCACUCAGAAUCUGGAGAUUCUAAAAGCGCCCAAGCCAUGGCCUGCAGUCGAAGACGGCCAGCCUCGACGAGCCAGUGUCAACAGCUUUGGAUUCGGUGGCACCAACGCCCACGCCAUCCUCGAGAGCUACGAGCCUCUCCGACACCUGGAAAACGGUAUCACAGGCUCAGAAGCUCCUGUCCAGGUUACUCCGUUUGUAUUCUCUGCUCUUUCCCGCCAGUCAUUGCGCGAUACUCUGUCCGCGUACGCCGACUACAUUGAGGCAAACCCAGUAAUCAACCUGCGAGACCUGGCAUACACUUUACAACAGCGUCGAUCCCCUUUCCCCUACAGAGUAUCAUUUGCGGCGCAAUCGGCCGAUGACCUAGUCGCGAAAAUCCGUGCUGAACUGGACAGUACCAAGGUCGAGGAACUGGGAGUGAGGCUCUCAGCGCCCUCUGAUGGGAAGCGUCGCAAGUUCCUCGGUGUUUUCACCGGCCAGGGCGCCCAGUAUGCUCGCAUGGGCGCUGAGCUGAUUGAGACCUCUGCAGCUGCUCGGAAGAUUAUCCAAGACCUGCAGACGCAUCUCGAGCAGCUCCCUGAGGACCUCCGUCCAGACUUCUCCCUGGAAGCAGAACUACGUGCGGCGGCGGAUUCCUCACGGGUCCUCACCGGUGCCUUUUCCUUCCUGUCUACAGUUGUGCAGCUUGUACUCGUCGAUCUGCUGAAGCUGGCCGGUGUCCAAUUCGACGCCAUUGUCGCGCACUCAUCUGGAGAAAUGGCCGCCGCGUACGCAGCUGGUCGACUCUCCGCGCGCGACGCCAUGUGCGUUGCCUACUUCCGAGGCCGGUUCGCAUCCAAAAUGGAGAGCCCCAACGGGCCUGACAAGAAGGGCGCCAUGUUAGCAGCUGGGAUGUCGCACGAGGACGCGCAGGCCCUGUGUGAAGACGAGAUGUUCGCCGGGCGUGUCUGCGUCGCUGCCGUCAACUCUUCCUCCAGUGUGACCAUCUCCGGUGACGAAGACGCCAUUGACGAGUUCAAGAUCAUUCUCGAUGACGAGAACAAGUUUAACAGGAAGCUGCGCGUUGACCGCGCCUAUCACUCUAACCACGUCUCGCGUCGUCUCGCGGACUACGUUGCUCUUGUCAAGUCGGCUGGUGUCCAGGCCCUGGAGCCUGCUGAGGGUGCUCCUCUCUGGAUCUCGAGUGUCUAUGGCCGUGAGGUGACGGCUGACAUGGGACUCAAUGAUGAAUACUGGGGUGCCAGUGUGGCCAGGUCGGUGCAGUUCUACCAGGCUCUCAAGAUUAUCCUCGAGAACGACGAGUACCAGGCUGCCAUCGAAGUUGGGCCUCACCCUGCGCUGAAGGGCCCAGCAAGCCAGACAAUCCAGGAGCUGGGCAAGUCUAUUCCAUACUACGGAGUCCUGAGUCGUGGCGCAGACGCCACUGUGGCCUUCGCAUCGAGUCUCGGAUCGCUGUGGUGUCGUCUUGGAGGCGAGCAGCUCGACCUAACUGGAUACGAGAAGACAGUCAACAACAUCAAGUCCCCCCUGCGCGUCCUCAAGGGCCUCCCCUGCUACCAGUGGAACCACGAGGGCUCGUACUGGCACGAGUCCCGGGCAUCGAAGAAGCACAAAGCCCAGAUCCAGCCCUUCAACGAGCUAUUGGGAACUAUGAUGCCGGAUAGCGCAGCGCAUCAUCUCAGCUGGGGCCAUCUACUCCGGGCGAGCGAGAUCGAGUGGGCUUCAGGCCAUCAGGUCCAGAGCCAGACCGUGUUCCCUGCUGCUGGAUACAUCUGCACUGCAUUUGAAGGUGCUCGUGUACUUGCAGCAGACCGCGAUGUGCGCCUGUUUGAGCUCAGGGACUUCGUCAUUCACCAGGCGCUGACAUUCAGCCACGAUGACUCUGGGAUAGAAGUGCAGGCCUCCAUUUCGGACAUCCAGCGCAGCGACGACCGCAUCCGGGCCAAGUUCACAUACUCCGCCAGUCUGGGGGAGCAAGACCUAGACCUCGUCGCUGAAGCAGAGCUCCAUAUCGUAUUUGGGGCGUCUUCAGAAAGAACACUCCCCCAGCGCGCAUCCAAACCGCCGCAUAUGAUUUCCGUGGACAAUGAGCGAUUCUACACUUUCCUGGCUACUCUGGGCUAUGGUUUCGAGGGGCCGUUCAAGUCCCUGCACACCCUGAGAAGGAAGCUCGGGUCAAGCAUGUGCGCUGUCAACUCGGUUUCGCGUGAGGGUACAUUUGGAAACCCUCUGCUGGUGCACCCGGCCGAGUUGGAUGGUGGUAUACAAUCACUUAUCCUUGCCUACAGCUAUCCAGACGACGACCAGCUCUUGAAUAUGCACCUGCCAACGAGCAUGAAGAGUAUCCGCGUCAACCCAACCCUAUGUCAGUCCAUGACCGACAUUUCCGUCGACUCGAGACUGGGCAGAAACAGGUCCGCUGGCUUCUCAGGGGACGUCAGUCUUUACACGAAUGACUCUGCGUGCGCCGCGAUUCAAAUGCAGGGCGUUGAGCUGAAGCCCCUUGGUGCCCUCACGGCAAAGGACGACCGCAAGGUUUUCUCGAAGUACGAAUGGGUCAAGAACAAGCUCGACGGCGACCUGGCAGCGUGCGAUACCACUGUCACCAAGCACCACCAGGACGUCCUGGAGGGAUUGGAGCGUAUCUCAACAUUCUACCUCAACAAGCUUGAUGCAGAGGUUCCUACAGACUCUCCAUUGAGAAAGGAAGGCCCGCAUAGUCACUACCUUAACUACGCCCACCACAUUGUCGAAUUGAUCCAGAACGAAGAGCACAAGGUGGCCAAGAAGGAAUGGCUGGCUGAUUCACUGGAGGACCUACACCAGGCUACUGGCCAUCUCUCUGGCCUGAUUGACUACGACAUGAUGCAUCUUGUCGGACAGCAGAUGCCGCGUGUGCUCCGGGGAGAGACCAACAUGCUCGAGGAAAUGCGCGUCAGCAACAUCCUGGACAACUACUACAAGGGCGCCUUUGGGUCCCGCGAGGCUGGUCUGUGGAUUGGCAAGAUCAUCUCGCAGCUCGCGGAGCGCUAUCCUCACCUCAACAUCCUGGAGGUGGGUGCUGGCACAGGCGGUGCUACGACGAGGGUGCUGCAGGGCCUGAGCAACAAGUUCCUGUCGUACACCUUCACCGACGUCUCCAGUGGUUUCUUCGAAGGCGCCGCCGAGAUGUUCUCCGAGCACAAGGACCGCAUGGUCUUCAAGACAUUCGACUGCGGUCAAGACCCUGUCAGCCAGGGCUACGCAGAGGGAACAUGCGAUGUCGUCGUUGCAUUCCUUGUCAUCCACGCAACGCCCGAUCUGGAGCUCACGAUGAGAAACAUCCGCAGGCUGUUGAAACCCGGUGGAUUCCUGAUCGUCGGAGAGGGAACCAACAACGGCCAGCCCUGUGGCAGCGCUGGAUUCAUCUUUGGGUCUCUUCCUGGCUGGUGGCUGGGUGCGGACUCAGGCCGCCCUCUCUCGCCUUUCGUGUCCUACUCUGAAUGGGAGAGACUGCUCAAGGGUAGCGGAUUCUCUGGCAUUGACUCUACUGCCCCCCAGGCCUUCCAGGAUAUCUUGGGCAUGACAGUCUUUGCUGCUCAGGCUGUUGAUGACAGGAUCAAUUUGCUGCGAGAGCCACUGGGCCCAAGCGCAGCAGCCAUCGAGGACCGUAUCAAGGAGCUGGUCGUUGUCGGAGGCAGUACAGAGAAGACCCGUACUCUGGUCGCUUCGAUCACGGACCAGCUCAAAGGCAUCUCGGCCAAUAUCCACACCUUCGAGACGUUGACGGCAGUGGACUUCAGCCUCGUCGACGGCGACGCUACAGUGGUCUGCCUCUCUGAACUAGACAAGCCCGUCUUCCAGGACCUGACCCCUGAGGAGUGGAUGGCCUUCAAGACGCUCUUCUCGUGCCCUACGAAGCUGUUCUGGGCUACCAGUGGCAGACUCUCCGAAGAGCCCUUUUCCAACAUGACUGUUGGGUUUGCACGUACCGCAGUCUUUGAAACCCCUGCCCUACGCUUCCAGAACGUCGAUAUUACAGACCUCGCAGCCCUGAAGCCCCAGGACAUUGUCGAGAAGGUCCUCCGCUUCCACACGGCCUCCAGUGAAGUGGCACCCGACAUGAAGCCAUACGCAUGGCCCUUGGAGCCCGAGAUUCUCAUUGACGCCGAGGGACAAGAGCUAGUGCCCCGACUGCGACACAUUGCUGCGAGAAACGACAGAUACAACUCCGCUCGCCGCUCGAUCACAAAUGACACCGACAUCACAGCGUCCCCUGCGGCCCUGCAGCUCGACGGCGAGGGGUGGAAGCUGAAAGAGCUAUCGAGAUGGGCUAUCCCAGAAGAGGCCGAGUCCGAGGUCAGGUUGGAAGUCACCCAUAGUGUCUUGUCUGCUCUUCGGACGUCGUAUGGCCAUCAGUUCCUUGUCUUUGGAACUGAGACUCAGAGCCAGACGCGGUAUAUGGCUCUGGUUCCGGCUCUCCUCUCCGUCGUCAAUGUGCCCAAGGAGUCUGCCAUCCCGCUGCCAUCGUCGACUGCCAACGACUCUGAGAUCCUCACAUCUCUUGCUGCCGGCCUCAUUUCUAUGGCGGUUGUUGAUCCUCUGGUACCGGGGGAUACAUUGGUCGUGCACAACGCGACAGAGCUCCUUGCCCAUACAAUUUCAACCUUUGCGGCGAGCAAGAGCCUGCGCACCAUCUUUGUGGCAGACUGCACUCGCCCGGAUGUCCCUGAGUCAUGGAUCAAGCUUGAGCCUUAUAUGACCCAGUCUGAGAUUGCUGAUAUACUGCCUGCCAACACGGCCUCCUUCGUGGAUUUCUCAAUCCAGGCAUCAGACAACACCACGGCCAUUGCAUCUAGUCUGCCCGUGCACUGCCGCAAAGAAAAUGUAUCUACUCUUUACUCCCCUCUUGGUUGGCAAAGCGUUUCCUCCGUGGCUGCUCCUGAGUUGGGUAAGUUGGUUCAACGCGCCUGGUUUUACGCACAGCAGACACUCUCUUCCGGUCAGAAGGCCGCUGCUUCGCAUACCGUUGGCAUUACCGAUCUGCUAGAGGGCUUGAACCCGGAAAGUCCCGCAACCGUCAUUGACUGGACCGUCUCGAAGACUCACCCCGUUCAUGUCAGUCGCCUUGACUCGGCCGCCUUCUUCAAGGGCGACAAGACCUACUGGCUGUGCGGUCUAUCCGGCGCUCUGGGCGUGUCUCUCGUCGACUGGAUGAUCGAACGAGGAGCGAAAUGCCUCGUUCUGACCAGUCGUAACCCGAAUAUCUCCCCCGACUGGAUUGCGGCACACAAGCGCAACGGCGUCACCGUGACCAUUGUCCCCUGCGACGUGACCAACGAGCCAGCCCUGCGCGCAGCCCACAACUUCAUCUGCGAGACAAUGCCGCCGAUCGUGGGUGUCCUCAACGGAGCCAUGGUCCUAAGAGAUGUAUCGAUCCGAAACAUGUCGUUCGAGCUGAUGAGCGAUGUGUUCCGGCCCAAGGUGUACGGGAGUAUCCAUCUAGACCGCAUCUUCGCGGACGUGCCACUCGACUUCUUCAUCCUAUUCUCCUCGAUCAACUGUGUCAUUGGAAACCUGGGCCAGGCAAACUACGCCGCGGCAAAUACCUUCAUGUGCAGUCUUGCAGCGCAGCGCCGAAAGCGCGGCCUUGCAGCCACUGCUCUGAAUGUCGGAGCCAUCAUCGGAGCAGGCUACAUGGAGCGAGAAUCAAGCAAGGCCCUUGACCUCACAGUAUCCAAGAUGGCCCUGAUGCAUUUGUCAGAGCAGGACUACCACCAGCUGUUCGCAGAGGGCAUUGAUUCUGGCCGACCUGGCUCUGGCGACGAGGCUGAACUCACGACAGGUCUGCUGGAUAUCCCUGCAGCAGCGGACACCGAAAACACGCCCAAGUGGCACUCGAACCCGGCAUUCCUGGACUUUAUCGUCCACCAGGUGGAGAACAACGGGGCCGAUGAUGGGAAUGAGGUGAUGGCAUCUGUGCAGGACCAGCUUGCAGGGUGCAGGACUCGCAGCGACGUCCUCGCAGUAGUGAAGGCCCGAUUCGCAAUGCAGCUGCGCAACGUCCUGCAAAUGACCACUGCGGACGAGGACCUGAUGGCCUUGAGAAGCCGCGACAUCGGCCUCGACUCGUUGAUCUCGGUCGAUAUUCGCUCUUGGUUCCUUAAGAACUUUGAGGUCAGCGUGCCGGUGCUCAAAAUCAUGGGCAACGAUACCAUGGCUGAGCUGGCAGACCUGGUGGCUGAACAGGCGCCUGCAUCGCUGCUCCCAGGGCUUGCUGGGGAUGAUGCCUCUGCUGAAGCACCAGCAACGGCCUCUGCUCAGGAUCUACCGACUGUUGUCGUCCACAACGACGAAACAGGUUCCUCGUCUGCAGACUCCGAUAAUGAUGGCACGCCAGCUCCAUCCAGGGGUGGUUCGACCGGGUACACCACGCCAACAUCCGUCGAGGCCCCUGUGCUCAAGGGCCCUGUGAGUAUUGACUGGAGCAAGGAGGUCACUCUGCCCAAGGCAGCCAGUAUCCCAAGUGAUAUACCUCCGACAGCAAGGCCACAGACGAUUGUUCUCACCGGAGUCAGCGGGUUGCUGGGCCGCAGCCUCGUCUCAAACCUGCUGGACGACCCGGCAGUCGUCAAGAUUAUCUGCAUCGCCGUCCGCCGUCUAGACGAGCGUCUGCAGUCCAAAGAGCUCCCAAUCAAUGACCGCAUUGAAUACUACGCUGGUGACCUUGAGCAGCCCCGUCUAGGCCUGUCCGUCAGCGACGCAGCCAACAUCUUCAGCCGCGCAGACGCCGUAAUCCACAACGGCGCCGACACUUCGCAUCUCAAGUUCUACCCCGAGAUCAAAGCCGCAAAUACCGGGUCCACCAGUGAAUUGAUUUCGCUCUGCAUGGCACGCAAAAUCCCCAUCCACUACCUCUCAACCGUUGGCGUCGCGCUGUUCGGAAACCACGAGUCCUUCCCACAGGUCUCUGCUGCCGCGGACGAACCUCCCACAGACGGAUCCCAUGGCUACGUCGCUGCAAAAUGGGCUAGCGAGCGUCUUCUCGAAGAAUUGCACAAACAGCACGGAGUCAAUGUCUGGAUCCACCGCCCAUCCACGAUUAUCCGCGAGGGCGCCGACGCAGCCAACACGGCCGCCCAGACCGACUGGAUGAACGCACUGAUGGCGUACAUGCGCAAGACGCGAGCCGUUCCAGUAUUCAAGAACCUGCGGGGCGCACUAGACUUUGUGUAUGUCAAGAAUGCGACGGACAGCAUUCUCACGGCCGUGCUGCAGAAUAAGGCGUCCGCCCCGACGUAUACCCACCAGGUUGGCGAUAUUGUGCUCCCGCUGGAUAAUCUGAAGGAGUUUGUCGCAAGGGAUACUGCGGCAGCCAAGGUUGAUGAGCUUCCAGUUGAGCAGUGGUCAGCGAGAGCUGUGUCUGUGGGAUUGAACCGUGGCGUGGCCGCCUUGAUAGAUUCGAUGGAUGACCCUGGCCAGCCUCAUUAUCCUCGCAUGCUGCGUCAGUAG